Lynx canadensis (Canada lynx) is the source of this 2410-nucleotide messenger RNA. RefSeq names its product mitochondrial fission factor (gene MFF). The transcript is spliced from 14 exons. The coding region runs from base 533 to 1681 and encodes 382 amino acids. Gene Ontology annotation, biological process: positive regulation of mitochondrial fission. The record is from RefSeq and is a predicted model, not a curated record. Lineage: Eukaryota; Metazoa; Chordata; Mammalia; Carnivora; Felidae. Gene Ontology annotation, cellular component: mitochondrial outer membrane; peroxisome.
UCGCGUCUCUGCCGGCCCGCUGUGGGCUGCUCCGGCCGGUGCUUUGACUGGGCGCCUCCGUGCGCUCGGCCAACGGCCUUUGGGAGCACCCACCCGAACGCCCCCGGAGCCGGCGGGCGGCGGCCCUCGCCCGAGACACUCCAGCGGGCACAGGGGGACAAAAGUGGCUCUAAAUCCAGCAUAGGCACCUUGAAGGAAGUUAAAGGAUUUAAUAUGAACCACAGAAGCAGAUAGUGCCGAACAGCAAGCAGCCACUGGUACACAUUUCUGGAAAAGCAGUCUUGGUGUUGUUAUGUUCACCUCCAAAAAAGUUCAGAUCUGUAGGGGAAUUGUUGCAUAAAGUAAACUGAACCACAGGGUAGCAGUAUUUUAAUAGCUGUUCUAGAUGUGUAUGUGCUGUGUUACAAAUGAGUGAAAGAACAAGCAGUGAUACACCAGUAGGAAGUGUCUUCAAGGUGCGAAUUCAGCUGAUAAAGUGAGAAGGCAUUCUGUUGAGGAAACCGUUUUCUUCGCUCUUUUGUUUUUGCUUUGUAUGUGUUUGGUACUCGCAAAAGAGAAGGCCCCUUCUGCUCUUCCCACAAGAGUGAGUGGGGCAGCAUUUCCUUCUCCCCGCGCUGCUGAGAUGGCGGAAAUUAGUCGAAUUCAGUAUGAAAUGGAAUACACCGAAGGUAUUAGUCAGCAGAUGAGGGUCCCGGAAAGAUUAAAGGUAGCGCCACCAAAUGCUGAUCUGGAGCAAGGAUUCCAAGAAGGAGCUCCGAAUGCUAGCGUCGUUAUGCAGGUUCCAGAGAGGAUCGUUGUGGCAGGAAAUAAUGAAGACAUUCCAUUUGCAAGACCAGCGGAUCUUGACCUUAUACAGUCAACUCCCUUUAAACCUCUGGCACUGAAAACCCCGCCUCGUGUACUAACACUAAGUGAAAGACCGCUAGAUUUUCUGGAUUUAGAAAGGCCUCCUGCAACCCCGCAAAAUGAAGAAAUCCGUGCAGUUGGCAGGCUAAAAAGAGAGCGCUCCAUGAGUGAGAAUGCCGUUCGCCCAAACGGACAGCUGCUCAGAGCUGACUCAAUGUGGCACAGAUCAUAUUCUGCCCCAAGAAAUAAAAUGUCAAGGUUCCAGGCACCGAUUUCUGCACCGGAGUACACGUGGCACAGAUCAUAUUCUGCCCCAAGAAAUAAAAUGUCAAGGUUCCAGGCACCGAUUUCUGCACCGGAGUACACUGUGACACCGGCGCCCCAACAGGUCCGGGCCUGUCUUCCCCAAACAUUACCUGAAGGUGGAGCUAAUCUUCCCUCCGCUCGAGGCAUUUUGUCGCUUAUCCAGUCUUCCACUCGUAGGGCUUACCAGCAGAUCUUGGAUGUGCUGGAUGAAAAUCGCAGUGUGAGAAGACAAAAUGAAAUACGUUGUGAAAGACCCGUGUUGCGGGGUGGGUCUGCUGCCGCCACUUCUAAUCCUCAUCAUGACAACGUCAGGCAUGGCAUGUCACAUAUAGAUGCAACAAUUGAAGGAACUUCGGACGACAUGACUGUUGUAGAUGCGGCUUCAUUAAGACGGCAGAUAAUCAAACUAAAUAGACGUCUACAACUUCUAGAAGAGGAGAACAAAGAGCGCGCGAAGAGAGAAAUGGUCAUGUAUUCGAUUACUGUAGCGUUCUGGCUGCUUAACAGCUGGCUCUGGUUUCGCCGCUAGAGGUAACCUCGGCUCUGGAAAAUUCUGUCUCAACAGCUGGAAACAUAAAGAACUUGCAAACUUCUCUGUUUCUGUGUUUGCAUUGUAUGCCGUUUUAUAGUCCGUGCCCUGCCCGUGUAUUUCUUCCAGAAAGGAGGGGGGAAAGGCUGAUAACUUGGGGAAGUAAAGGCCCAUUCUCUCCCUCCGCUGUGGUCACUGUCGAGCAGUUCUGCAGUAACACGCGCACACUUCACAUUCUCCUUGCAUGUUUUGUAAAUAGGCUCUAGUUUGUUUUUCUUUAAGGGAAAUGAUUUUUGCCUCAUCAGUCCGCACAAUUAAUUCUCUGAACGGGAAAGAGAGUGCAUAGUGAGUGGAUUUAGAAAAGUAUCUGUAAAAGAAGACUAGUCCUUUAUUUUGUCCUGUUUCUCAAACGCGAUUAAGUGAAACAGUUCCGUCAAUAGACAUUUUUGCAUCCACACUUCAGCGUUCGCGCUUCCAUAGUCAUGGUCUGGUGUCAGGUUUAAUGAAGUCAAGGCACCUCAUGUUUUACAGUCACCUUCGUUAAAAUAAUUCCUGACAUUUCCAGCAGUUUAUCUAAUACAUGUGUAAAAUGUGCAUUCUUAUUUUUAUUUUAAUUUUGCAGAUGGUUUUCUAUAAAGUAUGUUUUUACUAAGCCCCGUGUGAAUGAUUUAAAAAACCACAGAAUAAGGUACAAAUGUAGUGUAUUUAAUAAACUGUCAACGAAAGCAA